CCCAAAGUCGCAGCACCAGACUACACAUCUACUCACUUCGCACAUCCAGAGGCAACACCACCUGGAAUCCGUUGGGAAUCUCGGCAGAAGAUCAGCGGACAUUCCUUAUACCUAGAUCUGGUCAUCGAUGAUGUGACUCCUCCCCGCUCACGACGGCAGCCGUCCUCGGAGAUUCAUACGAUUGUAUAUCACGUCGAAUCCCACCCCGUAGUAGCACUGCCAAUACCGCCACCCUUAGGCAACGAUACACACGCGGGAUAGGAAAGGGCAGAACGCCUUUACACAUAAUCUUCGGCGACCGAACACUCAUCAUGGCACCAGAUGCUAGGUUAAGGGAGGACUUGGGGCGGAAACUGGCCAAGACGAGGGGAGGACGGCCCAGUCGAUCAUUCGAGGUUCCUGAACGACUACGCGAGGGCGACGAUGCGCAUGAAGAUGUCACAGCACCCAAAGGUGCGGUGCCGGGGAUGUAUAUGAAUCAAUCCAUCUUCUCCAUGGUCGCUGCUGCCGGGUCGAACGUUGACUUCACUGCAAGAUUCGACGAAGAGUCAAGUGACAGCAGCAGUGAAUCCCAUGAAAGCGACGACGAGACCUCCGACAAAGCCCAAAAGGAUGAUUUGGGCACCGCUUCCAAAGAAGCUAAGAUAAAGGAGAAGUCCCGGAAGGCCAAGCUCUUCAGAUCGAUGCCGAAGCUGAGGAUGAAGUCUCGCAAACAUAAGCUGAAGGAAACCGAUGAAGAACGAAUGUCCUCCUCCCAGAUACUCCCACCGAAAAAACAUGAUACAAACGAUGGCAAGGACGAUGCCGAAAGCGAUGAUGAAACAGACCAACCCAAUCAUGGGGGUGUGCCAGUGAUGAGCCGCAUGCUCAGAGCACGCGCGGAACUUGACGUGUCCGAGCAUCGUGGCGAUAAAGGCUCAAAAGAGGAUGUCGUCAUUGGCACGCAUCGGGGAAAACACUCCGUGAGCCUACCAGACCGCUUGAUGGAGAUUUUCGGCUUUGAGUCUCCGGAGGAAGUCAUCUCCGAAUACCCCUGCUGGCUGCUUCAAAGCGUGCUGCUCCAGGGUUAUAUGUACAUCACCCAGCAUCACAUCUGCUUCUACGCAUAUCUACCGAAACGCGACAGCGUCAUUGCGAAAUCCGGAUACCUGUCGAAACGCGGCCGGCAAAACCCAAGAUAUAAUCGCUAUUGGUUCCAACUGAGGGGCGACGUGCUCAGCUACUACACCGAUCAGUCACAGCCUUAUUUCCCGGCAGGCAACAUUGACUUGAGAUAUGGCAUAUCGGCGUGCCUGGACAAAGAUAAGGGCAGGGACAGCACAGGGUUCACCGUGACGACCGAUAAGCGAAGCUAUUCCUUCAAGGCCGAUAGCUCGACCAGCGCGAGGGAAUGGGUCAAGAAUCUCCAGAAAGUCAUAUUUCGGUCGCAUAAUGAUGGAGACAGUGUUAAGAUUUCCAUUCCGAUUCAGAAUGUUAUGGACUUGGAGGAAAACCCCGUCUUAGAAUUUGCGGAUACGGUCAAGAUUCGCGUGAUAGACAACGAUGAUACUUAUGUCAUAGACGAUUAUUUCUUUUCCUUCUUCAGCUUCGGCAAAGAAGCGCUUCAGAUCUUGCGCAUCAUGAUUGAUGCCAACGGGCUAAGUGCAACUGAGGAAGAGCCGGGGGCUGUGGAUACGUCCUCGCAAGGGGCGGUCCAGACUAUGACGCCGAACAGAGCAUCCCUUCACGUCCCUGGGUCCCCGGCCCCUCACUUUGAGAGUGUGAAAGCAACUAUCCGGCCUGGUAUGCCCCAGAGUCCCAGAGUGAGCGGGGAUAUGGGACGGAUGAGUUCGGAGCAUUUUCGACGAAGUUCUAGUCGUCCUCGAGCCAGCUUCGACAAAACCCGGACGAGUUUCAGCGUGAGUCCACGACCGCUUUCUCGUGUGGCAAAGAAAGAUGAACCGGAUGAAUCCCCUCAUCCUCAGCCUUCGACGGGGUCCAAUAAUUCGUUUAGCCCCGGGACCGAGUCGUCAGCGGCGAUCCAAUCAUUGGAUACGAACCUCUCCGCCAGCCAGAUUCUGAAUCGUAGCGAUGUCUUUCAACUGCCUACCCAGCUCGAUGCACCUCGAGUCAGCACUUCGGAGGUUUCUAUCGAACGAGGACGGAAGAUAUCGGAAGACACAACGAAGGUUCCAAGUUCUAAGCCGCAGCAUACUGGCCAACGAUCGCAGAGACCAGGGUACCUUGAUCGUGGUGACUCUUCGGGAGGAACGACCAACGAUGCCGAAGACGAUAGCAUUGCUGCCAGCGAUAGGUACCAGAAGGCAACGGCGUCAACCGCGUUGCAGGACAUCCGAAAGGCUGGCUCAUACCCAUUCCAGCGUGCAACCGAGCUUGCGUUUUUCCUCCGCUCCCGAUCUCAACGCGUGAGCACCAUGCUUGCUACCGAGAGUAUGGGUUACUACGAGAAAGUGUCGGGCAUGUGGGCUGGUGGCCACCGACACUAUAGCGCCCAUGGCACUCCAUUGGAUGAAGAAGGGGAUGAACAGGACGAGGAGGAUGCAACCAACCAUGGCGACCGGUUCCGUGCGCACUUUGCCUUACCUGCCUCAGAACCCCUUAUUGCCACGUACUUUGGCAACUUUCACCGGGUUCUCCCUUUGUACGGGAAGAUAUACGUUAGCAAUAAGCAUUUUUGCUACCGUAGCUUGCUUCCCGGAACGCGCACCAAGCUAGUCUUACCGUUCAAAGACAUCGAGAAUGUUGCGAAGGAGAAAGGCUACCGCCUUGGAUAUUCUGCCAUGGUUGUCGUUAUCCGGGGCCAUGAGGAGCUGUUCUUCGAUUUCCGGUCGGUUGGAACGCGGGACGACUGCGUCGUGACCUUGAUUCAACGGCUUGAAAAGCUUCGGUAUAUGGAAGAGCCUAGCGAUCUCACCUCGGAAGAAAACCAGGAAGUGGAAUAUGCAAAGUUGGAGAAUCGUCUGCUGCAGGAAGCUCGCGCUGAUGGGCACGCGGAGCAUGAUAUCAAGCUGCCAAGAGACACCCCGGCGGAACCUGAAGCCCCCAUGAUCCUGUUCGACGACGCUCGCGCUUCCAUCCUCAACUUCAAACCGACUGAACCAAUGCGCAUUACGUGCUUGACGAUCGGUUCUCGGGGAGAUGUCCAGCCCUAUAUCGCUCUAUGCAAAGGCUUCCUGGCCGACGGGCAUAAACCGCGGAUUGCAACGCACGCAGAAUUCGAACCCUGGGUACGGAAACAUGGGAUUGACUUUGCGCCGGUGGAAGGCGACCCAGCGGAGCUCAUGAGAAUCUGCGUGGAAAACGGCAUGUUUACGUACUCCUUCCUCAAGGAAGCCACCUCGAAGUUCCGCGGCUGGCUUGAUGAUCUGAUGUCCUCAGCCUGGACGGCUUGUCAGGACAGCGACUUGCUGAUCGAAAGCCCCUCGGCCAUGGCUGGCAUCCAUAUCGCCGAGGCGCUCGAAAUCCCAUAUUUCCGCGCUUUCACCAUGCCCUGGACGCGCACGCGGGCCUACCCGCAUGCAUUCACCGUCCCCGAGCAUAAGAUGGGCGGAGCGUACAACUACGUGAGCUACGUCAUGUUCGACACGGUCUUCUGGAAGGCCAUCGCCAAUCAAGUCAAUCGGUGGCGACGGAAGGAGCUCGGCCUUGGCGCCACCAGCUUGGACAAGAUGCAGCCGAACAAGGUGCCGUUUCUGUACAAUUUCAGCCCUUCCGUAGUGGUGCCGCCGCUCGAUUACAGUGAUUGGAUUCGCGUCACUGGCUACUGGUUCCUGGAUGAGGGUGGAGAAUGGCAGGUGGAUCAGGAGCUGGUGGAUUUCAUCGCGAAGGCGCGGGCAGACAACAAGAAACUAGUCUACGUCGGCUUCGGUUCCAUUGUUGUCGAGGACCCUGCCGCCCUGACCAAGACGGUCGUCGACUCCGUCAUCAAAGCGGACGUUCGCUGCAUCCUCUCCAAAGGCUGGUCCGAUCGACUCGGCAAAAAGGACGCCAGCAAGCCCGAGGUGCCAUUGCCACCCGAGAUCCUGCAGAUCAAAUCCGCGCCGCACGACUGGCUAUUUCGGCAGGUCGACGCCGCAGCGCACCACGGCGGGUCGGGGACCACGGGCGCCAGUCUCCGCGCCGGAAUUCCCACGAUCGUGAAGCCGUUCUUCGGCGAUCAGUUCUUUUUCGGGUCCCGGAUCGAAGACUUGGGCGUGGGGAUCUGCCUCAAAAAGAUCAAUACGAGCGUGUUCGCACGGGCUUUGUGGGAGGCCACGCAUAGUGAGCGGAUGAUCGUUAAGGCUCGGGUUCUAGGGGAGCAGAUUCGACAGUCGAUGAUCGUUGAUGCUAACACAAGACAGGAGGAUGGCGUUGGGCAUGCGAUCCAAACUAUCUACCGUGACCUGGAGUACGCGAAAUCCCUGAUCAAGCGCAAGCACAAAGCGGGCCCCGAUGGGGAGCUGUUACCCGAUGACUUUGAAGAGACAUGGACGUUUCUAGGGGAUGAGUUUGAUCGGGAAUUACUACGGAAGCAGGCCAUGGAAUGGGAACAGAGCCAAACCGGCGGAAGAGGAUAUGGCAGCGUCGUCCCCAAGGCUGCUGAGGUGGGCAAACAGGCGGUCAAAUCCGCGUCAUAG
Molecule: messenger RNA, 4616 nt
Organism: Eremomyces bilateralis CBS 781.70
Lineage: Eukaryota; Fungi; Ascomycota; Dothideomycetes; Eremomycetales; Eremomycetaceae
Product: UDP-Glycosyltransferase/glycogen phosphorylase
Exons: 4
Coding region: 312-4616 (1434 amino acids)
Biological process (GO): carbohydrate metabolic process
Molecular function (GO): UDP-glycosyltransferase activity; hexosyltransferase activity
Source: RefSeq, a predicted model, not a curated record